Molecule: messenger RNA, 2016 nt
Organism: Symbiodinium sp. CCMP2592
Lineage: Eukaryota; Dinophyceae; Suessiales; Symbiodiniaceae
Source: the annotation of a GenBank genome assembly
AUGCCUUCGGAUCCCGUGCCAGACACUGCGGAUGGCGCGGAAGGUACAGAAGCCUCGGAUGAGGAAUUUGCUGAUGCGAGCCCUGGCCUCGCGGGCCUCGAACGGACGAUGCACUCCGUGGCGGUUUUCAGCGAGUGCAGCUACGAGUUUGUGGAGGCCAUUAUGCUGCACGUCCGGAAGAUUCUGCUUCACGCCGGCAAGGUCUUGGUGUCUGAAGACACAGAUGCACCCAAGUCCAUGUACGCGGUGCUGUGGGGUACGCUGGAUGUUUAUCGGAUGGGCCAAAAGAUAGGCAGCUUAUCCAACGGGCAGGUGCUCGGAGAGGGGCUGCUGGUCGGGAUCUUCGACAGGUGGACGACGACGGUGGUAGCCCGCAACUCGUGCAUGGUUUGCGAAGUCCCACAAACUGCCUUAAGCGAAGCUCUGCUGGACCAUCCGGAAGAGUCGGAAUACUUCAAGUCAUUGGCCGACUACUUCGGCCUCCGUGCAGAGGAAUGGGCGCAGCACGGAUGCUCAGAGAUGCGCCUGGCACUACGCCGGCCUGCGUCUCUGCGCCAGGUUAGUGAGGAUUUCUUGGCUGCCCUGGAAGCAGGCUUGGUGAGCCACCUCUAUUUUGCGGGCGACGUCAUACACACAGAAGGUCAAGAGGAUCCCCCCUUGGCCUUCCUUUUUGAUGGCGACGUGUCCGUCGAGGCUGCCGGCCGCGCUGUGCGGCGCGAGGAGGUGCCAAGUAUGGAAAUGCGAUUCGUGAUGGAGGGCGAAACGACGACUGGCCGGGGUUCCACGGCCAUUACGGACAGCGAGACCGGUCCUGGGUCGCCCACGGCGAAGAGCCGGCGGUCUUCGGCCAGCGGCCGGCGUCUUUCCCAGGCGCGGAGGCCAUCGGUGGACACAGGAGAGUUCAACUCUUCACUCAUGGCCGUGUCCAACCGUGCGAGGGCAGAGGCCAUGAUGGCGGAAGCAACAGCAGGUGGACCGGAGCCGGGAUUCAUAGCACAAUCCCUUCCCGAAGCCGCUGUCUUCGGGGAGGAAGCUUUCCUGGGCCUUAUACCCUGCGCAAGCGUCACGGUGCGAGUGUGCAAGAUGUCGGAGGUGCGACUUCUGUACCGGUCCGUGUUCGACCAGAUCCUUGAGAAGUUCCCCGCAGAUCGAGAGUGGCUUCAACGCUUUCAAUUGGACGCCAAGCAAGCCUUUCCUUUCCACGACUUCCGGGACCAUCCCAUCUGCCAGCACGUCGACCUUAGCAACGAGUUCUUCGACUUCCUCUCUCGACACGUCGAGCAGCGAAUGUUUUUUCCAGGGGAUCACAUCCUCCCGGACAACUUGAGCCAGUUUGUGCCAUCGUCCAUCCUCUCGCCGACGCUGAACAUCAGCUGCGCGGCGGUGAACGUGGGGCACGUCCGGCUACAAACCCUGCAUGACCAGCCACUCCUCCCCUUCGGCCACCUGUCCAGCGGCGACAUCCUCGGGCCGGGGAGCAUCCUGCCCGGCAGCUGGUUCUGGUCCGGUGCGGAAGUGCAAGCACUGCAGCUUUGCUGCCUGACCGUGCUUCACCGCGGCAUCAUCGCCCGUGCGUUGGAGGAGUAUCCACGCGAGCGCGAGAAGGUGGUUCCUCUGCUGGUCCUGGAACAUCAGCAGCAGAGCAACCCGCGCUCCACAGUCACACAGGUUAAGAGCUACAGGCAAGAGCGCGUCGCAAAAAUCUUGCGGGAGCGGUCCAUUUUUUCGAACACCUCACAGGAGUUCUUGGCGGAGAUCCUCAAUUUUGGGACGGUCCGGGUAUUUAUGCCCGGAGACCGCAUCAUCCAACAGGGUGCCGAGGGCAACUCCAUGUUCAUACUUUCAGUUGGCAUGGCAGAAGUGGUGAAAGAGAGCUUGGAGGAGUAUGCUGGCAUCUUGCUGAGGAAUCUCCACUUCAUCGGGGGUCUCACCUAUGGAAGUGUUUUCGGUGAGCUGGUCAUGCUGGGCGUGCAGGCGCACCUGCAGACCGCGCAGUCGAGGCGUUCUUCUAUUUAG